AUGAAUAAUUCAAUUGCUUGUCUUCCACAUGCGGAUGGCCUCUUUGGCCCUCGGAUCGAUUCAUGCCAAAGGCUAUUUGACUUCACGCUGCUCUUCGAGCAGAGCAUUCUCACCGUCGUUGGUUAUAUCGGUACUUUUGUAUCUUCAAAUUGCCACAUUAGCGUUAUGGAUAGUUUCCAAGGGCCAACAAACAAUCGUGUCUGUGCCGGCAGCCGCGCUGUCAGUAACCGCAACUGUUGGACUCGCAGUACUGUCAAAUCUGGAGAGCAACCGAUCUACACGACCUUCGUUUGUGAUUUGUACCUACCUCCUUGUAUCUACGCUUUUAGAUAUAGCCCAAACAAGAACACUCUGGUUGCAACAUGGAAGCACGACAUUGUCGGCAUUAUCUACAUGCAGUGUGCUUGUCAAGAGGCAAAAAUACAAACAGCAUGGCGAAGACAAUCCCCGGAUGGAAAAUAUUCCCUACUCUUCACCAUACUCGCAUCUUUUAAAGUUCCUCUGCUCACACUUAUCUUUCCACAACGCAUUGGGACUGGAUUCAGCACCGUUGAUAGUUUAUGGGCUGGACCCGUUGAAGCUGGGAUUGCGAUAUAUCUUUUGCAGCGAGAGUCAGGGCUAGCUUGCAUUGCGCCCGUCAUUGUCUCACUCUCAUGCACUGUUGGAGCAUUUUUAGUUAUGAAAUGGGCGAAGCAUACGCAGAAGGAAUGGGUAGAAGCAGUCCAGAAACGUGUUGCAAUCACAUCUUCCGCCCUUAAGUCAAUAAGAGGUAUCAAAAUGCAGGGGCUUACAGCACGGUUGGCAAAAGACUUACAAGAACUUCGGGUUGAGGAACUCGAGUAUGCAAAGCCGUUCCGUAGAAACAUCAUUGUCACAGCAGUAACAUCCAACAUCACUACCCUUUGCGGACCAGCCAUAACGUUCAUUGUUUAUAUCCUCAUUGAGAGAACCAAGGAUUCCGCAACUCUUAAUAUCAGUCAGACCUUCACCAGUCUGUCUCUGAUUUCUUUAUUAAGUACACCUGUCUCAGAAAUGGUUCAAACUGUUCCUACAUUUGCCGCUGCGAUGGGAUGUAUGGAAAGAAUCCAGACGUAUAUCAGGAUAAAAGACCGCAGUGACCCUAGAUUUACCAGCCCGGAUUCUGAAUUCAAUUCGAUAACUGUGAAGUCUCGAGACAACGUCAACAUCUCCUCCAAUGAGAUCGAGUUGCAGAAAAUAGAUGUAAUGCCCGCCAUUCCGGUCAAUGCUCGUAGCGAAAGUAUCGUCUCAAUCAAGGAUGCAUCGUUCUUUUUCUCACAUGAUGGUGCACCAGUUCUCAAAGACAUCAAGCUUGAAAUUCCUCGCGGUACCUUGACGAUGGUUAUAGGUGCUAUAGGAAGUGGAAAGUCAUGUCUUCUAAAGGUAAUUCUUGGAGAGUUAACCAGCAGCAAAGGGUUUGUAUUUGCAAAUACUUCGAGCAUUGCCUUUUGUUCUCAAACACCAUGGUUGCCUAAUAGCAGCUUACAUGAACUCGUGCUUGGGUGUUCGAGUUAUGAUGAGGCUUGGUACAACGCGGUUAUCACCGCUUGCAUGCUUCAUCAUGAUAUUGUGAGCUUUUUGGAUGGUGAGAGAACAAUGAUCGGCAGUGAUGGAGCUGCUCUCAGUGGCGGACAAAAGCAGAGAGUAGCCUUGGCACGUGCCCUGUAUUCUAGAAGGGGAUUGCUUUUGGUCGAUGAUGUAUUCAGUGGUCUAGAUUAUAAAACCAACCAGGCUGUGUUUCGCAAUGUCUUUGGUAGAGAAGGUCUUUGUAGAUUGCAUAACAUCACUGUAGUUCUUGCUACACACGCCGUUGAACAUCUGCAAUCUGCCGACAACAUCGUUAUCCUCUCUAAUAGUGGUACUUUUCUAGAGCAGGGAAAAUUUCAAGGGUUACGAGAAAACGAAGAUAGCUAUAUCAAGAACUUAAUUUUUCAUGAGCGUUCAGAUAAGGAUUCAUAUGCAGAGACAGAUGAGGCUCCUGCUGUAGUCAAGACGCAGACUAAAGCUGAACCGCUCAACAUAAGCGACAUUAAUCGUCAAGAUGGUGACGCCAGUGUUUAUUUUUAUUUUGCCAAGUCCGAUAUGAGUCUAAUCGAUAUGAAGUUAUUAAUCGGUAUAGUUGACACAUUUGCAGGCUCAUUCAUGGCAAUUGCUCAAGCAAUACUCAUCGCUAUUGGUGCCAAGUAUGUAGGAGUUAUCCUUCCAUUAAUCCUCGGAAUCCUAUACAUUCUACAAAAAGUAUACUUGAGGACAUCAAGACAACUUCGGUUGCUAGAUCUCGAAUCUAAAUCGCCACUCUACUCCCACUUCACCGAGACACUUAGUGGCGUUACGACAAUUCGUGCUUUUGGCUGGCAAGCUCAAUCAGCCGAGAAGAAUCGGAAGCUUCUUGAUAUCUCCCAAAAACCUUAUUACUUGCUCUAUUGUAUACAAAGAUGGCUCAGUCUUGUAUUAGAUCUCAUCAUCGCCGGCAUUGCCGUCAUUCUUAUAACAUUUGCAACACAGAUGCGUGGGACCACUAGUGCAGGUACCCUAGAAACUUCUAUUGGUGCUGUAGCCAGGGUAAAGAGCUUUGAAGCAAAUACUUUGUCGGAAAAUGGACCUUUGGAGGUUAACCUACCACCAUCCGAAUGGCCCAUCAAGGCUAAAGUCGAGUUCAAAGAUGUCACUGCGAUAUACGGUAUUGGUGAAUCUGCUGUGUGUAAUGUUUCAUUUUCCAUCGAGAGUGGUACGAAAAUGGGUAUCGUUGGGAGGACUGGGUCUGGGAAGUCUUCCCUCAUAUUGGCACUCUUCCGAAUGCUUGAGCUCAAAACAGGAGAUAUCCUCAUUGAUAACCUAUCCAUUUCUACUCUGGACCGGCAAUCCGUACGCUGUUCAUUCAUCACUAUCCUUCAAGAACCCUACUUCCUCUCUGCUACUAUCGGCUUUAAUGCCGGUCCUUUUCACUCGUUAGACAAGAAAUCCAUCCAAAUUGCACUCUCUCGUGUUGGACUCUGGGACAUAAUACGUGAAAAUGGAGGUCUAGAAGCACCCAUGACCGCAGCACCUCUUAGUCAAGGCCAACAACAACUUUUCCGCAUCGCAAGAUCAAUCAUAAGGAAAUUGGCGCUGGGAAACAAGAAUCAUGGUAUCUUGGUGUUAGAUGAGGUGACGAGUAAUGUUGAUUCUGGUACUGAGGAGAUCAUGUUGAAGAUUUUAGAAGAGGAGUUUAAGGGAUGGACGGUAUUGGCUGUGGCUCAUCGAUUGGGUACCAUUAGGGGUUAUGAUAGGGUUUUGGUGCUUGGUAAGGGGUGUGUUGUGGAGGAUGGGACACCGGAUGAAUUGAUUCAGAUGGAGGGGGGUUUGUUUAGGGAAUUGUGGGAAAGUGGCUUUGGGAAGGUGGAUAGUGUGUAG
This is a messenger RNA of Sclerotinia sclerotiorum 1980 UF-70, 3411 nucleotides long. RefSeq lists its product as hypothetical. The record is from RefSeq and is a predicted model, not a curated record. The transcript is spliced from 12 exons. Lineage: Eukaryota; Fungi; Ascomycota; Leotiomycetes; Helotiales; Sclerotiniaceae. Bases 1 to 3411 code for a protein of 1136 amino acids. Gene Ontology annotation, biological process: transmembrane transport. Gene Ontology annotation, cellular component: membrane. Gene Ontology annotation, molecular function: ATP hydrolysis activity; ABC-type transporter activity; ATP binding.